Messenger RNA from Chroicocephalus ridibundus (black-headed gull), 2527 nucleotides. Its product is annotated as histone H2A. Bases 1999 to 2430 code for a protein of 143 amino acids. Gene Ontology annotation, biological process: heterochromatin formation. Gene Ontology annotation, molecular function: protein heterodimerization activity; DNA binding; structural constituent of chromatin. Lineage: Eukaryota; Metazoa; Chordata; Aves; Charadriiformes; Laridae. The transcript has a single exon. The record is from RefSeq and is a predicted model, not a curated record. Gene Ontology annotation, cellular component: chromatin; nucleosome.
UACAAUUACCUUUUCCUCAAAUACAAGUCGUUAUAUAGCAGUAUCUGGCACCAUAGUGCACCACAGAAUUGCUGCCUACCUGACAGAAAAAAACCCACAUAACAGCCAUCGGAAUACCAGGCUAAAGAGUCCGCUUGAGAAUACCAGGAGCGAAAAGCAAAACAAUGUAACAGCACGGACAGGGAUACUGAGAUGGGUGACAGCAGAAGUUGCGGAGUCCCGUACUUUAAUGGACACAAGGCCGCUGCACUUCCACACCCUCAAGUCCAGCCAGUAGCAAGGCUGGGAACGUGUUCCUGGUAGGCAAAAACACACAUGUCCAGCAACACUGAUCAACACAGAAGACACUCAGCACUCAAACGUGAAUGGGAUGAGCGUCCAAAUCCUCUUCCUCCUCUCUAGCCAAUCAGUUUGGAAGGCUACUAGUAUAUUCAUAUAAACACAUCUGUGUACGCAUGCACAUUUCGAACCCCUUCUGUAGCUGGCCUUAAACGCUCAGUCUGUCCAGUAACUAACUGCUGCAUUUCCUGGCACCGGGGCAUACGAACACCCGAGGUCCACAAUGCUACUCUACUUGCUGUUACUCAAAUCUUUUCACCUAGAAAGCAGAGAGAAAUUAAUCUCUGCUAACUGAUCCAGAUGUGUGGCAUUCCAGUAGCCAACUCUGAUGCCCACCCCGUUUUUCUCCAGUAAGCUGGCUUAGGCCUACCUCCAGUCAGCAACCUGCUGACCCUGAUCUCUCCCGUAUCUGGCACUAGACACCUGGCUCCAAAACCUGUUAUUCUGCUCACUUUAGUGACCACACGCACCGGCAUUCCACCAUAGCCUGGCCGCCCCUCUGCACAUGCUCCAGUAUUCCCGUUUGCUGGUACCACAAAUACACUGGCACCUGUUCCCUGAUGUCGGUUGCUGCCAUUUAGUCCUCCGGACAUACAUGUAUGCAGAGGGUUGACAGUCCCCUCACCCUCAAAAAAAAAAGCUAGAAAUGGAGUUUAGUGAGACAGGACAGACUGCAAAGAUAAAGGCUACCACCCAGCAACAUGUUCAUGCAUGACCACCUUCUUCACCCCACUUCUCCUUCUAUGUUCCCAUGUUUUUUCCUCCCAGUCUGCUUUGACUUUUUCCCUGCUUUUGGUGCUUCCCUUGAACAACACAAAAAUACAUCUCACACGUUCCCACAAUCCCCUAAAAAGUAUCUCACGGUCGCUGCUCUCCCCCCGUGUGCCACUGUAAGCCCUACAGAUGGGGGUCCCCUUGCUCUGCGGGCAUCCCGGGACCCCCCCACCUCACCACGGUGGGAGCCAGGCCGGGGCCCAGGGGCGAUCCAGUUCCUCAAAAACCCCUGGAAGCGGCCCCGCCGGGGCAGCAUCGGGCUGGUUCCGUCGUCGGCGUGCCCCAGUCAUCGGCGUGCCCAUCCACCAUCGCUCCCCCAGCCCUUCGGGUCGGUUACCCUGAGGCGGCCCAGCCAAAGCUCCUGACACAGAACCGCUCUGGAGGCCUCACCGCCGCCUGUCGGGACUCGCGCUGGCGCUUGGGCCGCCCACGGGUGGGCGGGAAGCACGGGGCCCCCCGUGCGCCACAGCCGGCGCUCUCAGCCGGCGGAGGCCGACACCCGCGGCGUGCCCGGCCCCUCCACUGACAGCACAGCGGCCCCGAGGCACGGGCAGGCCCGCUGCCACCGCGCCGGUCCCCUCAGCGCCCCCCCCGCCGGCGGCGCGCACUAACGGCCUCAGCCGGUAUGAAUUUGGCGCCUUACCUUCUCAUUGGCCGGUCUCCGCGGCCAAUGGACUCGGGGCAAGCGCGGUGGCAUCGCACGGACGACCAAUCCGCGAGAAGUUUCUUCCGGCAGAGGUGCCAAUGGCGAGGCGCGGCAGCGCUGUCCAAUGAGCCGAGCCCUACUUUGCGGAAGGUUAUAAAAGGGCUGGGGGCGAGGCCUCCCGCCUCACUUCACCGCGGCGCUCCGGAGGGAGGACAGCGCCCACAGCGGACCGAGGCGCCAUGUCUGGCCGUGGCAAGAGCGGCGGUAAGGCCCGAGCGAAGGCCAAGUCUCGCUCGUCCCGGGCCGGGCUGCAGUUCCCCGUCGGGCGCGUUCACCGGCUGCUGCGGCGCGGGCACUACGCGGAGCGGGUGGGGGCCGGCGCCCCCGUUUACCUGGCCGCCGUGCUGGAGUACCUGACGGCCGAGAUCCUAGAGCUGGCGGGCAACGCGGCCCGCGACAACAAGAAGACGCGCAUCAUCCCCCGUCACCUCCAGCUCGCCGUCCGCAACGACGAGGAGCUCAACAAGCUGCUGGGCGGCGUCACCAUCGCGCAGGGCGGCGUCCUGCCCAACAUCCAGGCCGUGCUGCUGCCCAAGAAGACCAGCGGCGGCGGCACGGGCCCCAGCAAGGCCGGCAAGAAGGGCAGCGGGCAGCAGUCGCAGGAGUACUAGGCCGGCCGGUCGCCCCGGCACCACACAAAGGCCCUUUUCAGGGCCACCCCCAUUGCUCAUCGGGAGAGCUGCGAUCCGCGGGGGGGACGGGGCGGGG